CUCUCGGUGGCAGUGGUGGCAGCAGUGGCAGUGGUGGCAGCAGCGGCGGUGGGCGACGCGGAUUGGCGUCUCGAGCUCCGAACAACCCUCACAGUCAGCCUGCAGCACCACCACCACCAACAACAGGCACGGACAGAGAAUGCGUAUAGGUACCACCGCAGGGGUCCAAUUCGCAACACCCAUUUCAAAGGUUUGGCAAAAUGGUGGCCCCGCGGCAAUGCCUCUGCAAUGAUUGCCGGCGCCUCGCCCUCCGUCUCACCAGCCUUCGGGACACACAACCGCAAAGAGCUCAUGGCCAACGCGCGCAGAUUCCACAACAAGUUAGCCUCUCACUGGGGCCACACCCACAGGCUCCAACACGCUGAUACUUCAGCGGCGGCAGCAGCAGCAGCAACAGAAGCAGCAACGCAGGGAGGGGUCGGCCAGAGGUGCAUGGCGGGGCUACACUGCCAAGGUGCAACGAGCUGGAUAGAUGCCCUGCAGCGCAUUCCCCCUUGGCCUGAUGCUGCCACCGCUGCCGCCGCCACCACCACCACUUCCACCACCGUCGCACUGCCCACAGCCACCGAUGCUGUUGGUGUGAGGAAGGAUGGCUCGCACCACCGAUCAGAAGUAUUUUUCUCCCAUCGCCAUGUCCAGAUGGCGGGGUUCCUGGGGGACUUUGGCCUAGAGAAUGGGUCCCGGCUGUCGGUGCCGGAGCAGGUCGGGUUGAUGGCUGCCAGCGCUUACCAACCAGAGAACGGAGACUUUGGUCUAAUGCCACCUCCGCCAUCGCUGCUUCAGCAACAUCACCAACACCAGCCACAGCCACAGACUCCACUUGGGAAAAAGGCUCGCACUCCUAAGAAGUCUACAUCUCCCACAGCCACACCCAAGCAAGUGGUCACCCUUCUUUUUUAAAUCCUUUAUAUUAAGUUCACUUGCUUGCUUGCGCGCUUACGACCGUGCAAAUCUUUCUGUCGUUUUUUAACCCACUUCCCGUGAUCCAAUCGAGCUGACAUUUUCCACACAGACUCGUUGUGCGUGACAAUUUUCGUGAAAAUUUUUCUCUAAAUUGUACACUUUUUAGGAAAAAAAAAAUGAUAUUUAAUUACCAAUUGCUUAAUGGUGGCAGGCAAUCAUCUGACCCAUAGGUGGCAGCCAUCUCAAACCAGAGGAUGAGAGGACUCCAGCCGCCACGCAUAUAAAGGAUUUAUAGUGAAAAACUUUUUUUUUACGGGUUAAUUUAUUUGUGUAUAUGCCCUUGAUGGGUUUACUGUAUUUGGCUCGAAAAAAAUGUGACUUACAAAGAGAUACUGGACCUCCAUGGCGAUUCUUUGUGACAGCUUAGAAUUGAUUUCGUUUUCAAUUAAAAGUGUGCUUUACAUUGCGAGGUAUUUGGCAAGAAGCUCUUCAAAAUAAUGAGUGAUUCGUGUAAUUGAUCAGCUGGCUAUGUAGCCAUGACUUUUGUCAAAGUUCUGUUCAAAUUACGGGUGCGAAAGGGUAAUUUGGGAAACCUAAAUUCAGAUUAACCCAAAUAUAAUUGAAUAAGGGCAGUGCAAAUAUAUUAAUUAAGAUGCUGAUUGUAUUCUACCUUGAAUCUUUAAGUAGAAAAUACAUAAGGCAUUAAUUUCCAGGAAGUAAAUAGAAGCCAUGGUCUUGCCAAUGCAAUAUGCCACAAGGUAUGAGCUGGGUUUGUUAUUUGUUAACCAGAAAGCGAGGCCGUCCUGCUGGUACCACCAAAGCUGCGGGCUUUAGGACAAGCACAGGACGCCCACCUGGCACCACCAAGGCAGCAGGCUACAGAACCAGCACUGGACGCCCACCUGGCACCACCAAGG
This is a messenger RNA of Lethenteron reissneri (Far Eastern brook lamprey), 1820 nucleotides long. RefSeq lists its product as uncharacterized. The record is from RefSeq and is a predicted model, not a curated record. NCBI's taxonomy places the organism in Eukaryota, Metazoa, Chordata, Hyperoartia, Petromyzontiformes, Petromyzontidae.